GCCGUGGCCUCCGGCGCCCAGCCAAUCCCCGUCGUCUCCGACGGCCUCGGAAAGACGUUCUGCCUCCGCAACCGCUCUGGCGUGAGCUUCGCAGUCGUGAAGCCGGUCGACGAGGAGCCGACGCCGCCUCUCGGCAUGCUAGGCCGGCACGCCUGUUCGCGCCACUCAGCGCGAGCCAGCGAGACCGGACCGCGAGAGGUCGCCGCAUACCUUCUCGACCACGACGGAUUCUCCGGCGUCCCCCCGACGGCUCUCAUCAAGAUCUCCCACCCCGUAUUCCACACCGCCGCCGCGCAGACCGCCUCCAUCCAGCGGUUCGUGUCGCACGAUUUCGACGCCGGCGAGCUCGGCUCCUCGAGGUUCUCCAUCUCGUCGGUGCAUCGGAUCGGGAUACUCGACGUCAGGCUCCUGAACAUCGACCGCCACGCCGGGAACAUCCUCGUCAAGAAGCAGCUCCCUCGGAAAGGCAGCUACGACAGCUACUGCGGGGAGUCAGCGAUGGAGCUCGUGCCGAUCGACCACGGGCUGUGCCUGCCGGAGAUCCUCGACGAUCCCUACUUCGAGUGGCUCCACUGGCCGCAGUCGGCGGUGCCUUUCUCGGAGUCCGAAGUAGAAUUCAUUGCGGCGCUCGACCCGUUGCAAGACGCGGACAUCCUCCGAACGGAGCUCCCUUCGCUGCGGGAGUCGGCGAUAAGAAUACUAGUGCUGUGCACCACCUUCUUGAAGCAGGCGGUCGCGGCUGGGCUCUGCCUGGCCGACAUCGGCGACAUGAUGACUCGCGAGUUCUCAACGCUGGAGGAAGGGCCGAGCGUGCUAGAGAUCCUAUGCCAGCAGGCGGAGGAGUCGAUGAACAGAUCAGCUACGCUCGCUUCGUCGGACGAAGACGAUGCCGUUGACGAAGAUAGCAGCAGGGAUGUCGCUAAGGAGAUCCAGUUCGAAAUGGAGUGCGACGACGACGACGACGACGACGACUUCGCGGAGAACUGCAUCGGGGAAGUGUUGGACAUUCCGUUACUUUUGCAGCGCAAGGCUUGCGAGCACCGGCUCCACUCUCUUCGCGAAGACGACACAGAAGAGGAUUACGACGAUGGCGAUAGCGACGACGACGACAGAGAGGAGACUAAGAUUGGAGGGAUAACGAAGAGCGUGAGCUUCUCUGCAGCGGGUUUUAACUACGAGAGCGCGGGGUCAGGGUGUAAGAGCAUCUCAUUUAAAGAUUUCACCGAGGAAGAGUGGGCGGUCUUCCUGAAGAAGUUUGAGCAGCUUCUGCCGGAGGCAUUUGAAGUAAGGAAAAGCACGGGGCUGAGGCAGAGGUUAGGAACCUCUUGCAAGUUUUGAGCUGCAACAAAAUUAUUAAAUUCACGUUACAUGCGAAUCAAAUAUUGCCGUGUACUUGAAUUGUAUUGUACGGCAAUAAUUGAUUAAUUGCUAGUAACGUGGGAUCUUUGUGGUAAUGUGUGAUAGGCGUGAUAGUUGCUACAAGUCUACUGUAAGCGUCAAUUUCUUAUGUAAUAUUAGUCUGUGAAGGCGGCGUAUUUGGGCUCAUCGUGGCCCCGGAGAAGGUUUCUAGCAGAAAAUAUUGCUGGGCCUCUCUUUGUUGGGAGAUAGAACACAAAUGAUGAGUGGGAUAAAUUAACUUGUAAAUUAGUCCAUGUACAAUAGAAGUGCCAAAGAUUUAUAGUAAAUUUUACAGUUUGGAUAA
Ananas comosus (pineapple) is the source of this 1702-nucleotide messenger RNA. RefSeq names its product phosphatidylinositol 4-kinase gamma 8-like. The annotation marks the transcript as partial. The transcript has a single exon. NCBI's taxonomy places the organism in Eukaryota, Viridiplantae, Streptophyta, Magnoliopsida, Poales, Bromeliaceae. The record is from RefSeq and is a predicted model, not a curated record.